AUGAAAAUAACAAUAACAAGCCUUCUAUUUUUUCUUGUCAUGAUCGUCGAGCUCGCAAGUGCGGGCACACUACUUCAUAAUGGUGCAAAUUUGCCCUCAUUACGUGAUAACACCACUCUAACUGAUGCUCGUAAUGUGUUAAAGUACUUACAAGUGCUUGGUUUUCCAAGCAACAAAAUAGCGGCUACAGAUACUGUUGGAACUUUUAUCAUAUUUAGCAAUCGUACGGAAGCUAACACUACCGCUAUGACGAAGACAGUGUCAUACUGUUAUCGUAACUACGGGCAUAGUUUCUACUUCACUCAUUACAAAUACGACUAUUUUCCUAGCGGGAUUAGUUAUAUGGCAAAACUUGGCGAUGCCACCGUCAACCAUACGGACUUACCUCACUUUAGGAACAACAAACGGCUAACAACGCAAGAACUCAAUGCCUUCCAACAUCCAAUUGUCGAGUUUCAGUAA
This is a messenger RNA of Saccharomyces cerevisiae S288C, 462 nucleotides long. RefSeq lists its product as uncharacterized. The record is from RefSeq and is marked reviewed. NCBI's taxonomy places the organism in Eukaryota, Fungi, Ascomycota, Saccharomycetes, Saccharomycetales, Saccharomycetaceae. The coding region runs from base 1 to 462 and encodes 153 amino acids. The transcript has a single exon.